UAAGAAAAAUAAGGCAGAAAUUUAGAGAAGAAUCCAAGAAGAAGAAGAGGGUCCCUCCUUUACAGCGAUCUUAGGAAUUGGCAGGCUAGUUCGCAGCAGGUUUUAGAACUGACUUGAGUACUUGAGAAGUAAGUUGGUGUCCCUCCUGUGCUUUAGUAUUAUAUAAAUUUCCCCAAAGCUGAAAACAUUGCAGAAGUUUGUUGGAGAAAAAAGAAAGAAAGGAAAGAUUCCAGGAGUCUAUGCAGAACAGUGUUUGGAGAAGAUUGCAACAGGCUGCAAGUCAAUUAUGACCAAACGAUUUUAGUCAUUGCAAAGCCAAUGGAAACACUCAACCCUGAUAAGAUCCCUUCUGGAGCUAAAAGCAGGUUCCUCCAUUUCUCCUUUAGCCCCUUACAUGGCUGCGUCUUGGCUCGUAAGUAUGCUCUUCUUUCUUGUCCUUCAAGAUGGAAACAAGAUGACCCUAGGGGAUAAAGAAGAAGAUUUUUUCAAAGCUUGCCCACCAUCCAAGUGCGGAUUAGGAGGCUUGAAGAUCAGAUAUCCCCUGCGACUGAUGACUAGUCCUCCAUCCUGCGGUGCAGAAGGCUUGCAUCUUUCAUGCUCUGGCAACGACACCUUCCUCUCUCUCUCCCGUUCAAGCUCCUAUAAAGUGACUAAAAUAAGCUAUACCUUCGGUCAAAUAGCGAUCAAUGUUGGAGAACCAUGGGUUCGCUGUCCACUGCAAAGUCUCAGCUCCAUCAAGCUCACUUCGCCGGUGUACAAGCCUUCUCUUACCCAGAUAUUUAGUUUGGUACGCUGCUCAAAAAGACCCAAAGGAAGUGCUGAAAUGAUUGGUCCAAUAUAAUGUCUCAGCAGUGCAGGUUAUGAUAUUUUUGCUGCAGAAAUAGAUAUGUCUAUGGACAAGCUACCCUUCGAUUGCAUGGUGGUUUCAGCAGGUGCCGAGAUCCCCACCCUAAUUACUGGUAAUUAUUACGAGGAAGCGCUGCAUUCAUUAGGUGUGGAGAUCCCCUCCCUAAUUACUAGUUAUAUCGGGUCAGCAAUUGAUUUCAUAGAGAGGGGAGAGCUAACCCUUGAUUGGUCUAUUCCUGAGAUCAGUAUUCCUGAGAUCAGUGAUAAAUGCAAGGCCUGCGAAGCUGUAGCAAAGCGCUGUGCAGGACACGAAGUCUACUGCAACACUAGCCAGCAUCUAUCCUCAAAAAACACUAACCAGCAUCAUGGUUCAGAUGUCAAGCUCAUUACAGGCAUAUUGACUGGUGCAAUUGUUACACUUGUAUUAGCAGCUCUUAUUCUACUCUACAUUUUCAAAAAGUCAGAUACAGAAAAAGAAACACAAUUGAAGGUAGAACGGUUUCUAGCAAUGUACAAGACCACGAAACCCACUCGAUACACUUUUGUAGAAGUUAAGAAGAUGACAAGAAGGUUUAAGCAUAAAUUAGGUCAAGGUGGAUUUGGAAGUGUGUACAAAGGGGAGUUGCCAAACGGAAUUCCUGUUGCAGUUAAGAUGCUUGAGAAGUCUAAAGGGGAGGGAGAAGAGUUCAUCAAUGAAGUAGCCACCAUUGGAAGAAUUCACCAUGUCAAUGUGGUGCGCCUCCUGGGAUUUUGCUCCGAAAGAACAAGGCAUGCACUUGGAUAUGAAUUCAUGCCUAAUGAAUCACUAGAGAAGUAUAUUUACUCUAGAGAAAAUACACGAGCUCAUGAAUCAUUUUGCAUCCAAAAGUUGCUAGAAAUAGUGAAAGGUAUUGCUCGGGGUAUUGAGUAUUUGCACCAGGGAUGUGAUCAACGGAUCCUACAUUUCGACAUCAAGCCUCAUAACAUUUUGUUGGACUAUGACUUCAACCCGAAGAUCUCAGAUUUUGGUCUUGCAAAGCUAUGCUCAAGGGAUCGUAGCAUCAUUACCAUGACCGCAGCUAGGGGCACAAUGGGCUACAUUGCACCUGAAAUGUACUCUAGGAACUUUGGAACGGUUUCUUAUAAAUCAGAUAUAUAUAGUUUUGGAAUGUUGAUAUUGGAAAUGGUGGGAGGCAAGAAGAGCAAGGAUCCCGAGAUUGAGAAUCAGAACGAAGUUUAUUUUCCAGAAAAGGUAUAUGAAUGGAUAGUUCAUGGACAAGAUCUGGGACUGAAUUCGGAGAUGAACGGAAGAGAAGAAGAGAUUGUGAAGAAGCUUGCUAUAGUAGCACUCUGGUGCAUACAGUGGAAUCCGGCAGAUCGUCCCUCCAUGACAAGGGUAAUUCAGAUGCUGACAGGGGAUUUGCAAAGCUUACAAAUACCCCCAAAACCUUUCAUUUCCUCAUCUGAUCACUAGAAUUGUACGAUUCUAAAUGAAGUAUAGAUGCCAACAAUGCAAUUUAAAGGACAUAUUUGUUUUGUAAACAGAUUCAUAGGAUAUGCUAUGAAAUAUCAUUAGCAUUACUCGAAUUUUCACCAUCUAUCUUGAAUUUGUUCACUAUAUUUUAAAUAUUAUGCUUUCUCAAUAUUUAAGUUUAGAGAUUCAUGUGCACCUGAGUCUGUAACAUGUCCUUCCUCUCACACACGGAGAGAGAGAGAGAGAGAGAGAGAGAAUCUAAAUUAUCUUUCCCACUCUUCUUCCUAAGCCUACAGAUUAGUAUGUGAAUAAGUGCAUCUUUUCCUGCUAUGAUGGGGUUUUAUUAAGUUCUACAGAAUUAUCACGACUUUAGACUUCCAAUAGUCAUUGUGAUUAUGAUUAUUAUCUAAAAAAAGAAUUUCAGAUCUUGCCCUGUUCUUGUCUUUGUCAGGUGGUUUGGCUGUCUUUGGUGCUCCUUAUGUCACUGGUCAGUCGGAGCUUGGAGCACCACUGGCCAUACUCCAUUCUCCUCUCCUUUUUAAUUUUUUUGUGGGGAAAGGGAAGCUGGAAACUACCCUUCUUUUAUUAGAAAAAUAUAUAUAGGAGAAUUUACAAAAGACUUAGGAGAGAGUGAGAAGAAGUCGAACAAAACAGAUUCAUACAGACACAUCUGAGUGUCCGGAAUGGACCCGAUUCCUGUAAACAGAUAGCAGCAAAUGGAUAGACCAGGCUUCAGAAGAGAAUUAUCAUCUGCCGACAGAGUCAAAGCAGAAAAAUUUGGAGAGCUACAAACAGACUUAAAAAAAAAACAAGGGAACUGCAGGGAUCAUGCAGAAGUACCCGGC
Messenger RNA from Phoenix dactylifera (date palm), 3144 nucleotides. The record is from RefSeq and is a predicted model, not a curated record. Lineage: Eukaryota; Viridiplantae; Streptophyta; Magnoliopsida; Arecales; Arecaceae.